AUGCCAGCUUCUCUUCCGCUUCUUAAUGGAAGUAUCACACUAUCUGCCGCCCUGCACAAAGAUGAUGAUUAUCUUCUCCUCCUCUCGUACCCAAAGAAACGGCUAGACUUCUAUCUCUAUCUCUAUCAGCGACGCAGCACCAUUAAAGCGAUUGUAGCGCAUCACUUAGGUCUUCCUGAAGAUGACUGCAAAGUUGGAGAAGUCGAAGAGUGGAUCCACGGCAGUUUUAAUCUCUGCGUCCCCAUCUACAUUAAUGAUUCAAUCAAGUUUUGUGUUAGACGGGUGAUCAUCCGAUUUCCCUUGCCAUAUAAGUUGGGAGAGACCCAAUAUCCAGGGAACACGGAAGAAAAACUUCGUUGCGAGGUUGCUACCUAUAUUUGGAUCCGGAAUAACUGUCCUGCUAUUCCCAUUCCCAAGCUUUUUGGAUAUGCAUUUUCUGAGGGUCAAAGUUUCAUGGCCCUGGAACAUGCAUCUCUUUUGGCACGACUUCAAUGGUAUUUUCGAACGGCAACAUGUUGGGUGCUGGGAUCUUUGUCUCCAUCUCCCUAUGUCACUUGCAAAACUGGCAACCUCCUGAAGACUGGGUAUAUGAUUGUUGAGUAUGUGGACGAGGGUGACAUGCUAUCCAAGUCUUGGGAGGCACAUCGAUCCGACCCAUACCGGCGAACCAACCUAUUUCGAGACUUAUCUCGAAUUAUACUCUUGCUUUCACGGAUUCCUCUUCCUCACAUUGCUUCUUUGACAAUUGAUGAUGAUGGGGUGCUAAGCCUUACGAAUCGCCCCUUGAGCCUUGUACUCCAGAAAUUGGAGAAUGAGUGCAUUCCUACCGGUAUCGCGAGGAAUCUCACAUACAAUGCCACAGAUGCAUACUAUCUAGAUCUUCUAGCAUGCCAUGAUAAUGUUAUCCGAUACAAAGAGAAUGCGAUCCAUGACAAAGAUGAUGGCGAGGCACAGUUGUCAGCACUCACAAUGAUGAAGGCUUUACUUCCACAUUUUGCGGACCGCAAUUUUCGCUCUGGUCCAUUUAUUCUCACCCUUACUGAUCUCCAUCAAAGUAACAUAUUUGUUGACAAGGACUGGAACAUCACAAAAUUGAUUGACCUUGAGUGGGCAUGCUCUCUACCCAUUGAGAUGUUGCAUCCUCCUCACUGGUUAACUAGCCAGUGCAUUGAUACCCUGCAAGAUGAGCGGCUUGAUGAAUACAUCAAUGUGCAUAAGGAAUUUAUGAGUGUCUUCGAAUCUGAAGAAAGAGCUCUUGUCCAAGGAAAUACUCCAAUCACACAUACUAUGUGGAAAGGUUGGAAAAUUGGCAACUUCUGGUACUUUUCCGCAUUGAACUGGCCGAAAGGACUGUGCAAUCUUUUCUUUGAACAAAUUCAGCCGAUGUUUGCCCGAUGCAGUGACAAAGCCUGUACUAACUUUGAAGAGGUUGUUACAUCCUACUGGGCUGCCGAUGCCGCUAAGCUGAUAGAUUCGAAACUCAAGGAGAAGGAAUCAUAUGGUGAGAAGCUGCGUGAGCUUUUUGCAAACUCUGGAGAAUCAAGUGCUUCCGGUUUGGGAAGUGAAAAAGCGGGGACAACUGAUACAGCCACUGCGGCAGAUCCCGGGGACGGGCCUAUAGACGAGAUGAAAAUAGAUUCUCAUGCGAUAUCUGGCCCGGCCCAAGAAUGA
This is a messenger RNA of Coccidioides posadasii C735 delta SOWgp, 1671 nucleotides long. RefSeq lists its product as uncharacterized. The record is from RefSeq and is a predicted model, not a curated record. Lineage: Eukaryota; Fungi; Ascomycota; Eurotiomycetes; Onygenales; Onygenaceae.